Messenger RNA from Megalopta genalis, 619 nucleotides. RefSeq lists its product as uncharacterized. The record is from RefSeq and is a predicted model, not a curated record. NCBI's taxonomy places the organism in Eukaryota, Metazoa, Arthropoda, Insecta, Hymenoptera, Halictidae.
GACGGUAGAGCAUCAUUCGUCUCUCAGCAAUCACACAGCUGUCUUACGAAGCCUUUGUUUCACCGUCGAACCACCGAGUCGAUCCAACCGCAGUCAUGUACAAAUUCGCCGCUCUGUUCGCUCUGUUCGCCUGCGCUUUGGCCGCGCCGCAUCCCGAACCGGCACCUGGUCUCCUGGCUGCUCCUGUCGCGCUCCACGCUGCUCCUGUGGUCGCCGCACCGCUCGCGGUAGCGCACACCGUGCCGGUCGCCACCAGCUACGCCAACACCUACAAAGUCAGCGUGAAGAGCCCGCUGGUCGCUACGGCACCUUACUACGCCGCUGCUGCACCCAUCGCCACCGCUGCCGUCGUCAAGGCCGCCCCUCUCGUCGCCGCCGCGCCGGCUGCCUCCAUCUACGCACACGCUCCGGUCGUCGCCGCAGGGUACACCCUCUGAGCGGACCAACGCCAACGAACGACCGGCCAACAACGUUCUACCCUGAACCGAGAGCCGCUCUAGUCGACCUGCUGCUCCUCAACACCCUCGUCGUAUCCGAUGAUGCGGCGACAGCCACGUGGCCAUGCCGUGACGAUGUCGUUUAAUCUCCGAAAAUAAAUUUUAUCGACGUUCAGCUCAAA